CGGCGCUCCUCGACCCCCCCGGGGCUAUGCGGCCGCCGUGGGCUCCGGCUCCCCGAGGUGGUGCCAGGAGUGGGCAGGGAUCGACAGGAACAGGGAAGGGGCUGUCAUGAACGGGCAGGGAAUCGCGGGGACUGGCAGGGGAGGGCAGAGAGGAACCCACACGGAGGAGCGACUGGUUGAGUAUCUGCUGGACCCUGCACGCUAUAACAAGCUGAUCCGGCCGGCAACCAAUGGCUCUGAGCUGGUGACUGUGCAGCUGAUGGUGUCGCUGGCGCAGCUCAUCAGCGUGCAUGAGCGGGAGCAGAUCAUGACCACGAACGUCUGGCUGACCCAGGAGUGGGAGGACUAUCGCCUCACAUGGAAACCUGAGGACUUUGACAACAUGAAGAAGGUUCGCCUGCCCUCCAAGCACAUCUGGCUGCCUGAUGUGGUGCUCUACAACAACGCCGAUGGGAUGUAUGAGGUCUCCUUUUACUCCAACGCUGUGAUCUCCUAUGAUGGCAGCAUCUUCUGGCUGCCACCUGCCAUCUAUAAGAGCGCAUGCAAGAUCGAGGUGAAGCACUUCCCCUUUGACCAACAAAACUGCACCAUGAAGUUCCGUUCCUGGACCUAUGACCGCACUGAGAUUGACCUGGUGCUGAAGAGUGAGGUGGCCAGCCUGGAUGACUUCACACCCAGUGGCGAGUGGGACAUUGUGGCAUUGCCAGGGCGGCGCAACGAGAACCCUGAUGACUCCACCUAUGUGGACAUCACGUACGACUUCAUCAUUCGGCGUAAGCCACUCUUCUACACCAUCAACCUCAUCAUCCCCUGCAUCCUCAUUACAUCCCUGGCAAUCCUUGUGUUUUACCUCCCGUCUGACUGUGGCGAGAAGAUGACACUCUGCAUCUCUGUCCUGCUUGCCCUCACUGUCUUUCUCCUGCUCAUCUCCAAGAUUGUGCCACCCACCUCACUGGAUGUACCACUGGUGGGCAAGUAUCUCAUGUUCACCAUGGUACUGGUGACCUUCUCCAUUGUCACCAGUGUCUGUGUCCUCAAUGUGCACCACCGCUCACCUACCACACACACCAUGCCGCCCUGGGUCCGCACCCUCUUCCUCCACAAGCUCCCAGCACUGCUCUUCAUGAAGCAGCCACGGCAGAACUGCGCGCGCCAGCGUCUGCGCCAGCGCCGGCACACCCAGGAACGUGCCGCCGCUCUCUUCGUCCAGGCUGGUGCCCGCACCUGCACCUGCUAUGCCAACCCUGGUGCUGCCAAGGCUGAGGGGCUCAACGGCUAUCGGGAGCGACAGGGGCAGGCACCAACCCCUGCAGCUGGCUGCAGCUGUGGGCUGGAGGAAGCGGUGGAUGGUGUGCGCUUCAUUGCUGACCACAUGCGCAGUGAGGAUGACGAUCAGAGCGUGAGCGAGGACUGGAAGUACGUGGCCAUGGUUAUCGACCGCCUCUUCUUGUGGAUCUUUGUCUUCGUCUGUGUCUUUGGCACCAUUGGCAUGUUCCUGCAGCCCCUCUUCCAGAACUACACCACCAACUCCCUGCUGCAGCUUGGCCAGGGUACCCCCACCUCCAAAUAGCAUGGAGAAUGGCUGGUCCAAGGGCCAGAGAGCUGGGUACUGGGCUCAGGCAGCCCCUGCAAACCAAUAAAUACUCACAACAGGA
This is a messenger RNA of Cinclus cinclus, 1655 nucleotides long. It is a transcript of the gene CHRNB2, whose product is annotated as cholinergic receptor nicotinic beta 2 subunit. Bases 107 to 1570 code for a protein of 487 amino acids. Gene Ontology annotation, biological process: nervous system process; monoatomic ion transmembrane transport; signal transduction. The record is from RefSeq and is a predicted model, not a curated record. The transcript has 6 exons. Gene Ontology annotation, molecular function: acetylcholine-gated monoatomic cation-selective channel activity; transmembrane signaling receptor activity. NCBI's taxonomy places the organism in Eukaryota, Metazoa, Chordata, Aves, Passeriformes, Cinclidae. Gene Ontology annotation, cellular component: postsynaptic membrane; neuron projection; synapse.